Molecule: messenger RNA, 2681 nt
Organism: Meloidogyne enterolobii
Lineage: Eukaryota; Metazoa; Nematoda; Chromadorea; Rhabditida; Meloidogynidae
Source: the annotation of a GenBank genome assembly
UCCCACUUUUCUUUGUUGACUUAUGAAUUUUAAAUAACUCGAGUAGCUUUUUAGAACAACUGGAAAAAACAUUGUUUAGCCAAGCUACUAGUAACAACACUUGAAAAUGAUUGGAAUUAUACGUUUUUAAACUUUCUAGUUUGUAAACACAUGUUAAUUAAAUAUUUAUUUUUGAAUGCGUACAUAUAAAUAAAAUUUCCAACGUGACAAUUUUUUAUUUUUUAAAUUUUGCCUCUUUUUUUUUAAAUUUUAUUCGUUUCCUCGCGUUUUUUAUUCAUUAAUUAAAUUUUAAAAAAAUUAAAAAAAAAAUUUUUUUUCAGAUCCAAAGCCCUUAUCCACAACCUCUCCUUACGCGCGCAUAAUUUUCAUCUUUUUGUCAACAAAUCUGAAGCCCAUUAGAAGGCAAAAAGUAUUAGUGUUGACGACAGUGAGUAGGAGUAGGAAGACAUUGAAAAUCAGCAGCAGCCGAGUGGUAGAGUGAAGAAAAAAGUGUUUGGAAAUUGAAACGGGUAAAAAAGGAUUAAAACGAGUAGAAGCUACAACAUAGUUGUAGUUGACAACAAAUUCAAGCAGUACUUGCAACACAACAUCAGGUUGUGGAAAAAGUAGUUGACAACUAGUUGGAGCAGUAACUGCAACACAACAAUAAUUUGGAAAAAUUAGUUGGAGCAGUAACUUCAAGACACAACUACAGCGAGUAGAAAGCGAUUAGAAAGAAGAUCAUCUCUAGUAGAAGAACAACUAGGAGGAUAAACUCGAGUAGCUUUUUAGAACAACUAGAAGAAACAUUGUUUAGCCAAGCUACAAGUAAUAACAACAUUUUUUAAUUCUAAAAAUAUUUUUUGUGUUUAUUGUAAAAAAUAUUUUUCUACCAAAAAAAGUGCUAAACAACUGACUAUUUUGAAAAAAAAAUUUUUUUUGGACUUUGAAGGACACUGAAAAAAAAUUUUUUUAAUUGCAAAAACUCGUUUUUCCUUCUAUCCACGUGAAGAAUAAAAAAAGGACCGAAAGCAAUAACAACUUUUUAAAGAAGAAAAAAAUAGAAGAAGAAAAAAAUGUUCUUUUUCGACGAGGACAGAGAUGAUGGACAGCAAAUGGAUGUGAAAAACAACAACAACAAUUCUCAAAUUUAUCAUGAUUUUGCUAUUCCACAAUUUAAUAGUAGAGGAGGAAUGGUGGCGUCGACAACUGCUGCGAUAAAAGACGAUCAAAUUGUGUCAUUAGAAGAAUUACAAAAUCGAAAACCUUCUCAAAAUUUCGCCGACUACAAUUCUUUCAACACUACUUGCCCUCCCAUCGACAGCAGCGACGUCAACAUGCGAUUCGACAUUGGAUACAAUAAUUCCCAUCAACAACGGGGAAACAAUUAUCAACAGAAGGCGAAGAAAUGGCACUUUAAUGACUACUACCGUCUCGUUGACGAUCACUUGGGCUCUGGAGCUUAUGCCUCCGUAAAAACUGCAAUCAAUUUGGCUAGCGGAGAGGAAUAUGCUGUUAAGGUUGUGAACAAACACAAACAUGGUCAUACUCGUUCGCGUAUCAUGCGAGAAGUCCAGAUUUUCAAACUUUGUCGAAAUCAUCCGAAUAUUGUACAAUUGGUUGAAUGGUUUGAAGAUGAUAGUAGCUUCUACAUGGUUUUUGAGAAGAUGCGUGGCGGCCCUCUUCUUAAUCAUAUUCAACGAAAAGUUUGCUUUACCGAGCAAGAAGCCUCGCUAGUAACGCGUGAUAUUGCGAAUGCUCUCAAAUUUCUUCAUGAUCGGGGAAUUGCCCAUCGAGAUGUCAAGCCGGAAAACAUUCUCUGUACCGAAGUAGACAAAAUCUCUCCAGUCAAACUCUGUGAUUUGGAUUUGGCUAGCAAACCAUUCGAUGCUACUACAACACCUGGUCGAAUGCGUCCUGUACAAUCAGAGCCAGAUUUGGCUAGCCCAGUUGGAAGUGCUGAAUUUAUGGCUCCGGAAGUUGUUGAUGCUUUUGUUGGGGAAGCGCUCAAAUAUGACAAGCGCUGUGAUAUGUGGUCAUUGGGUGUGAUUAUUUACAUUAUGCUUUGUGGUUAUCCUCCGUUUUAUGGAGAAUGUGAGAAGGAAAAUUGUGGAUGGGAUCAAGGCGAGUCUUGCUCUGAUUGUCAAGAGAAUCUCUUUCAUCGAAUCCAAGGCGGCUACUUUGACUUUCCCGAUGAGGAAUGGAAGCAUAUUAGUGACAGUGCUAAAGAUCUCAUUUGCCAUCUUUUGGUUCGAAACGUUCGCCAACGUUAUACUGCUGAUGAAGUUUUAACCCAUCCUUGGGUAACUCGUGGUGCUCCAAAGACUCCUCUUCAAACGGCCACAAAUCUUUCGCGAAAUGAUAGUGCUCGUGAUGUUCACCAAAUGAAUGAACAUUUUCUUAUGAUGAAUCGAAUUUCACCAAUGAUUGCACGUUUAAGUUCGCGUUUGAAUGUUGCUGCUGCGGUGGAGGCGGGUUCUGUUGUUGUUGUUCCUGGAGGUGGUGUAGUCAACAAUCAUAAUAACAAUAACAACAUCAACAACAAUACCAACAAUAAUAAUAAUAAUCUUCACCAUCAAUAUCCUCCUCCUCCUCAUCAUCAACCACUUCAACUUCACGGUCAAUUUGCUCACCACCACCAUCCAUCACCUCCAAUUUCUCUUCCACAUCAACAUUUGAUGAUUACAAUGAAAAACAAUUAA